AAGAAGUCUAUCUUUUUUCAGCCUCAAAACUUUACAUCUGAGAGAUGGAGGAUUUUGUCUGAGAUUUUUAAAGGCAUUUGUAGCAUGGUACUCGGCGAUGGGCCCGACAAUGGCCUUUCUGUACUGUGCAACGGCCUUGACUCUGGUGAUAUAAAGGAAAACAAGAACAAAAAGUACAAAAAGCCGUUUAAAAUGCUAGAGCCAGUAUGUGAAGAUAUUCUAGAAGAAGAGAACAAGAAAGACGCUGUAAAACAAACAGCUAAACAGGAGAACAAGAAGGGAGGUGGCAAAGAAGGAGAAGGUGGAAAAAAGGGAGGUAAGGGUGGUAAAAAUAAAGAUAAAAUGGGAGAGGCUGUUAUAAAGCUGAAAGAGUACUGUCAGUGGAUAAUGAUGCACACGACAGUAGGGCUUCCCGUGGACUUUCCCGUAAAUUUGAGAGGCCUAUUCAUGAAAAUGGAAAGUGUCUGUAAAGGUUUUUACUAAUUCAAAGAACAGAAACAGAACAUCGUGUACAGACGAUUACUGAGGAUUUGACAGAAAAAGCAACAUUCAGAAAACUGUUUCUUGACUUUUGCUUGACAUGUCUGAGAAUAAAAUGUAAUCUAAAUACAGAUGCUAAAAUAAAAUGCAAUACAAAUAAAUAAAUAUGUUAA
Messenger RNA from Ruditapes philippinarum (Manila clam), 653 nucleotides. RefSeq lists its product as uncharacterized. Bases 85 to 483 code for a protein of 132 amino acids. The transcript has 3 exons. The record is from RefSeq and is a predicted model, not a curated record. Lineage: Eukaryota; Metazoa; Mollusca; Bivalvia; Venerida; Veneridae.